AUGCUCAACGAUGCUCAGCAUCAGUGGCCCCAGCCUGAUAUUAAAGUGGAAUCUCACCCGGACUUUCCUCUGUUAUCUCCUCCCCUCCUGCCUCUUCCGAGCAGCUCCCUUUCUUCGACGCGUCGCCGUUCCCAUCCGACUAGCCCUACCCGCGCCCACCCUUACCCUCGUUCACGACUACAAAACUCUAAUAAUAUGGCCACAACACCUGCGUACUGGGCUUCUCCCCGCAGCAACACGCGGCGAGCUUCCGAUGGGAAUCAGCAGCUCGUCUAUGACCACUCUCCCUACUCAAUUUAUCCGGAUACUUCCGAUGAGCAACACCAUCGACUUUCGCCUUCAUCCGGCUCUAGUGGUACUAGCAGCCUAACUGGUGCUCCCUCUCAGUACCCGACACCCUUCCUGGAUCCAUCCAGCUCCGCUACCUAUUAUGCACGCGACUCUCCUGAAUCACUCUCACCCCCUUCACCAUUCUCUGCGCCCGAGUUCAAUGACGGCUUCCCGCCCAACUACGCAUCAACAACUUCCUAUCCACAACACGAAUCUGAUGUUCGCCUGCUUCGGAAGCGAUUGCGUGAGCUCGAACAGGCAAAUCGUCGCGCAAUGGAGCAAAUCAAGGUGCUCGAAUCUCGACUUGCCAGUGGUCAACGACUUGCUUCACCUUCGAUACCAACCAAUCCCACGUUCCAUGCGUCCUGGAAGGCUCGGACAGAGGCUCGCAUACGUCAAUUUUGCUCCCUUAACAGGGCAGGAAACGCGUUAUGUGCUUGGCAUGAUUCUCGUCGGGAGCGACGGGUUCAUCCUCCUCGAAUGGCGCCAGCGGGUUAUCUCAACUGCGGGUGCACAUACGAAGAGGCGCUUUUCGAGGAAAGCCUUGCCAGACAUCACGUGGGCAGCUAUUUACCUGGUGAAACACAAAGAUACAACUACAGAGAUGGGGAUUUUGAGCGCGACCCUACGUCUGGGGACUGGCUUCCUGGCGAAGGACCCUCGAUGUGGGAGCACAACGCACCGAACCCUCGGAGAGACCGUCGCUAA
Molecule: messenger RNA, 1038 nt
Organism: Mycena indigotica
Lineage: Eukaryota; Fungi; Basidiomycota; Agaricomycetes; Agaricales; Mycenaceae
Exons: 4
Coding region: 1-1038 (345 amino acids)
Source: RefSeq, a predicted model, not a curated record